Coniophora puteana RWD-64-598 SS2 is the source of this 1482-nucleotide messenger RNA. RefSeq names its product DAHP synthetase. The record is from RefSeq and is a predicted model, not a curated record. Gene Ontology annotation, molecular function: 3-deoxy-7-phosphoheptulonate synthase activity. The transcript has 16 exons. Lineage: Eukaryota; Fungi; Basidiomycota; Agaricomycetes; Boletales; Coniophoraceae. Bases 1 to 1482 code for a protein of 493 amino acids. Gene Ontology annotation, biological process: aromatic amino acid biosynthetic process.
AUGUCGGACUCGGAGUGGACGCCAUCCUCAUGGAAAGCUAAGCCGGUCGCGCAGCCCGUGAACUAUCCAAACGCAAAGCACUUGUCGAGUGUCCUUGGCAAGAUCAAUGCCCUCCCACCACUGGUCACACCGUCGGAGAUUGAGCGCCUCAGAUACCAACUUUCUGCUGUUGAGAGAAACGAGGCCUUCCUGCUUCACGCUGGAGACUGCGCCGAGAGCUUCGAUGCUUGCACGCAUCAAAAUAUCUCGAACAAGAUUGGCCUCAUCCUCUCCUUCUCGCUCAUUCUCAUCUGGGGCGCCCGCCUUCCGGUCGUACGCAUCGGCCGUAUUGCAGGGCAAUACGCGAAACCGCGCAGUAGUGGUACGGAGAAGAUCGGAGGUCGUGAGGUUCUCAGCUUCCGCGGUGACAAUGUCAACGGCCUGGACAUCGAUGAUCGGACACCCGACCCCGAGCGCUUGCUACGUGCAUACUUCCACUCCACGACGACACUCAACUACGUCCGCGGCCUCCUCACCUCGGGCUUCGCGUCACUCCAUCACCGCCACCCGCGCGACUGGUCGCUGUCCCACGUGCGCUCGCCUUCGCUAAGGUCCGAAUUCGAGAACAUCGCGGAAGGUCUCGCGGACGCGCUCGACUUCAGCAGCACGAUCGGCGUCGACUCUGGGAAGGGCAACGUCCCGUUUGAGCGCGGGGGCGGCAAGGGUGUGCUUGGCGAGGUGGAUUUUUACACCAGUCACGAAGGUCUCAUGCUCGACUACGAACAGGCGCUCACGCGCGAGUUUCCCGCAGAAGGCGGCAGCAGCAGGAAGGAAAAGGCGCACUACAACACCUCGGCACAUUUCCUCUGGAUCGGCGACCGGACGCGGCAGCUCGACGGCGCGCACGUCGAGUACUUCCGCGGGAUCCGCAACCCGAUUGGCGUCAAAGUCGGUCCGUCGAUGCAGGAUGAGGAGCUCGUGCGGCUGCUUGAUGUGCUGAACCCGGACAAGGAGAGCGGGCGUAUUACGUUGAUUACGCGGUACGGUGCUGGAAAGAUCGACAGCCAUCUAGCGGGACAUAUCAAGGCCGUUCGCGCGUCCGGCCAUCCCGUCGUCUGGAUAUGCGACCCCAUGCACGGAAACACCCUGACCUCCGCCACGGGCCUCAAAACGCGGCACUUUGGCACGAUCAUCUCCGAGAUCACGUCCUGCCUGCGGAUCCACAGCGAGCAGCACUCGCGCCUCGGCGGCGUCUCGCUCGAGUUCACCGGCGAGCUCACCGACGACGGGUUCAGCGUGACGGAGUGUCUCGGCGGGAGCAUGGAGCUCGCGGAGGAGGAGCUGGGGUUGCGGUAUCAGAGUUUUUGCGAUCCGCGGUUGAAUUUUGAGCAGUCGUUGGAUGUCGCGUUCAUGAUCUCGAACCAUUUCAAGGAGGAGAGACGGGGUGCAAAGGGCGGGAUCAGCGAGAUUUAUACGGCGCUGGGCGGGAAGAAGUCGACGUAG